UCUCGGCUGCGGGCGCGCACGUACCAGGAUCAACGGGGGAUGGGGCCAUCGUCGGUGGCGCAUAGUCUAUGGCGGGACGGGAAUAAGAACGCGCAAACCUGAGCAACGAAGCGCGGCGAGUAGGGCGAGUGUGGACGUUCGUGGGGCAUCGUUAGCCGGUAUCGAUUCGCGGGGUUCUCGCCUGGGUUCACAUCCGCCUGGCCGGCGCUCCGGUUUCCCGAACGCCCCGAGUGAUCGACGCGGCCGGCAGGCGCGGUGCCGUUAUGACGGAUCCGCGCGUCGCCGCAUAUCGUACGCGUUUCGGCGACUCGUGCCGUGCGGCAGCAGCAGCUCCCUUCGCGCGCGCGAACGGAAAGAAGACCUCGCCGAGCAAUGGCGCGCCGGGAUGCUAACGAGUGGUAGGCCAGCUGACCACCGUACGGCAGACAACAUGGUAGCCCGCAGUGGCCGCGCACCGGGAGGCGACAAGUUUCCGCGUACGUGAGCUACGAACGGCGCGGGGAGGGUGGGACGCGGGUUCCGGACCGGGGAGGUUUAGGCUACGAUGAGUACUGACAGUCAUGAUCAGACGAAACCCUGCAAAACACCCGCGAGGAGCGAGGAGGAGAGCGCGUUCGACGGUAAACGGAUUAAGAAGGAGCACGGUGACGUUUGCGUGGAGAAUGGCGACGCCGCAACCAUCGCCGUUGCCGCCGCCGCGGCCACCACCACCACCUCUGCAACCUCCGCCUCCUCGGCCGCCGCCGCUACCACCGUCCUCGAGAAACGACAGCCGCCGGCCGGCAGAUUUGCCUCCAACGGCUUCCACGGGGAUGGCGAUCAGCUGCAGGACCUCGUCGCGACCAAAUUCGCAACCUUGGCCAACCACGGCGCCUCCUCCAAGCAAGACAAGAUUCGGAUUGUGAUAGAGGAUGGCAUUAGCGAAGAAUCUAGAGCGCACGUGGAAGAGAUCUUCUCGCGGGUGGAACGACUUAAGAUAGAGGAAAAGUUAUUGUUGUACCUGAAACUUCCGUUGCUGCUGAGAAACCCGAGUGGGAUCGUAGAUCCGUUGAGGCAGCCGCUGAAUCCAUUAGGAAAUCGCUACGAAAUUCAUCAGACCAUCAUGUGGAUUAAGACUCAUUUAGAAGAAGACCCGGAUGUAUCUUUACCGAAGCAAGAAGUGUACGACGAAUACAAUAUGUAUUGCAUAAGAAAUUCUAUGAAGCCGUUAUCGACGGCCGAUUUUGGAAAAGUCAUGAAACAAGUGUAUCCGCGAGUGCGGCCUCGUAGACUGGGCACACGAGGCAAUUCUCGCUACUGUUACGCUGGUAUGCGCAAGCGAAUAAAACUGGGCCCUCCGACACUGCCAAAGAUAUCUGGCUCUGAAUCUGAGGAACAUUCGGAGGAGAACGUUACUGAAGAAAUGCUGGGCGCUGCAUCCACGUUGAUCAGGGAAUGGGCGGAAAAAACGUUGGGCCAGAAAUUUCCAAAUUUGAGUGCCUUAGCGCGGCAUCUUGUUGAUAACUUUUGUGUCGAUACUCAUUCUCUUGCUGCUGUAUGCAUUCUCGCAACUUCAGGCCAGCAUGAUGCUUCGUCUAAUAAAGAGGUGAUCUCGGAUCUACCGACAACGCCUGUAAGUGGUAAGCCUGCUAAGCUGCGAGAGGCUCAGUUGCAGCUGCAACGCAAGCUUCAGCAACGCGAGCAUAUUAAAGAUCAGAAGCACCGUUGUCCUGAUUCUGGUGUACAGAACAAAGAAAAAGUCAUCGACAGCAAAGGAAAUGUCAGUAAGGGAUGCAAGAAGGUCAAGUCCAACCAGUCACCUCAAGAUACAAAUGCAGCAGCAACAACAGUGGUCACACCAAACUCACUGACAAAACUCAACUUAUCUACUGUAGUCUGUAACCGGCAAAGAAAGGUAUCGAAAACUUGCAAUCAACAGCAACAGCAGCAACAAACUUGCAAUGUCUCCCAAGAGUCUAACUGUGAUAACCUAGUGGUACAAUCGCGCGACGACAGACAGAGUAAUAGCAACCUUAGAGUAAUGAUGAGUGCGCAGCGCGAUGUUAAAGGUAAAAAUUCCAGGAAACGUGCCAAUAAUCCAAUUGUAGCACAGCAGGAGCCCAGCCCUGAGAAACAGACGAAGCUCACGGAGGAGAGUCCAGAGCAUUCCAACGCUUUGUUACCCAAGUUAGCGUCUAUCCAACGCUCCGGCAAGAUAUCAGUGAUACUAGCUAGCAAUUCAAAGUCUAUCAAGUGCAAACCAGUUGACACUGCGGACAAUCGGCUUGCUAAAAACUGUGAUAUUGACUCGUCGAAGAGUUCCACUACCGGCAACGUGGUGGAAACGUCCUCGAGACUCCUCACGGGGGACCAGAUUCGCCUUCUGCAAGACACGCCGGUCUUCAAAGAUGAGAAGGUCCGUGAUAUCGACACAGACGCCUUGGACGAUUAUUUGAAUGGCGGGAACAAUUCGCAGGAGCAGGAGGAGGAGUUGUUACAGUAUUUUCAGCAGAGUAGCUCGUCUAGUUCCGACGUGGAGACCAGCGUCGUCGGUUCCGACGCCGAGCAGAUCUCUCGGUCGGACAAAGUGUCGCAGCUGCGAUUGAUAUUGCAACAGAAUCUGAAGGCGCCCGUAAUCGCUGCCGACCUGACGCCCGUGACCCUCGUUCGGCAGAGCGCUGCCGAGAGCGUCGUGGAGAAACGGGACCCCGUGCAGAAACAUAAUCUCAUACUCCCGACGCUUCUAAAUCACCCUAAUCCGGGCAACACGCGACGUCGCGUCAGCUUCGAGACGAACGUCGUCGAGCACGUCCAAGAGGCGGCAGCGCCGAGUGUAGCCAAUACCGUGCCACAGAGUCCAAACACGCGACGCAGAAUAUUCAACUUCACCCCGAUCUCACCCGGACCACAUUCCCCCAUUAACGGCCGCGCGUCCAAGUCUAACUCGGCGAACGCGAGUCCGUUCGUAUCUCCGCGCAACACCCCGGUGCCGAGGUCCCGCAGUAACCUGCAAGCCGGCAGUUCCAGAUCGCGCGGCCAGAAGACGCUCUCUCGUUCCAUUUCGUGCAGCGUGCCGUACACCAUCAAGACGACGGACACCUUCAUCGUACCGACGUCGAGCGGGGCGGAACACGCGCGGCAAGUCCUGACAGCGACAACCAAGACGUCGGAGGUCCUGAAAAGACCACCGUCCACGUAUAUGGACUUCACGCCUCAGAAACAAUUGCUAAUCAAUUAUCCGAGUCAAGAGAAUCUGCAAGAGAUCAAGAAUGUGUAUCAGAAGGGCCAGCCACCUCCACUCGACCAGGAGAUCACGGAGCUCCUUGACGCUAGUAGACAAUGGAGUAACGAGCAAUUAUUCUGUAGAUCGCAGUCGGUGCCGUUGCGCAGAAUGAUAAAUCCCGUGUCCUUAAUGUCUCCGAUCUCCACGCAGCAAUGCCUAUCAUCGGUACAGAGUCAAAGUUUCAAUCCAUCUACGAGCAGUUCCGUUGCGCCUACCCCAGUACCGAGCGAAUACAAUGACUUCGGUUCUGCCAUCGGACAAGAGAGCACGUAUCUGUUGGAUGAUACGAACUUUAUGUCAGACGAGCAGCCGUUCUUGAUGACGGACAAAGGGAUCACGUCCGAGAACAUUAAUAACAUUCUUACGAUUUUGGACGAGGAGGAUCAGCCAAAUUUACAAAUGCUGUCCGAACAGACUACGGAGGAGGCAUUGAGUAACAAUACAAUUGUUCUAAAUGCUUUGCCGAAUGCCAAUUUAAAUCUGUCGGAGGAAGAUAUGUUGGAUCCGUCGAGCAUCCUCACCGACGCGAGUGGCACGUUACAGAAGAUAAUGCAGUCGCGAUCGUAUCCGAAUACGCCGUUGCCCGCGCCGGUGUCUGCGUACACGCCCUCGUACACGGAGGACAGCAACGGCUCCAGAUCGUACCCGUCGACGCCUCUGCACACGAUGCAAUCUCAGGAGGUGUACCAGGAUCCGGGCGAGCCGAUAUUGUCCAGUCCCAUCCUUAACUCUCUCAGUUUACAGGGCGACGUGAGGAACGUCGCUGUCGUUACCGUGACCGGCGCCGCGGCCGCUUCUUCCAACAGUCUCUGUAGGAAUGUCGCUGAUCUUUUGGAGGCCAGUUUUCUCGGAGAAGCCGACACGGAGACGGACGAUCUGGAUCACCUCGGUAAUUUUGACGGCCUGCAAGAUAUGGAUUCGUUGACGCCGCUGUUCAACGAAGUCACCGAGCCUAAUCGCUGAGACCAUCUUUUUCGGUCUAUUCGUAAUUUCGCAUUUGCACAGGGAGAGGUGUGAUAAAAUAUAGACUGUUUGGGUCUGGUGGUUCUCAAUCGUAUUAUCUCAUAGACCACUUUAGGGUAAACGAGAGGCGAUUAGAAGCAAGAUAUAUAAGUGAAUUUUAAUAAGGACUACUUGUAAGAUAUUAUUAUUCAAUUUUAAGAUGUAGGAUAAUUCGGAAUCUUGCGUAUCUAUUAUCUUGUAAUUUGAUCAUACAAUUUCAGAUAUUUUAAUUAUUUUUUACUACAAUUUGUGUAUAUAGAUUUCUAUAUAGAAGACAUUAUUUCAGCUUAUAGUAAAUUAUAUUUUGACACGCAAUUUACUAUCCAGGCUGUAUUGACGAAUGUCUAAUUUUCAUUGCAAUAAAAAGUAGUAUCGAAAUGUGCAAAAAGUCUGAGAAAUUUGCAUGAUUUUUUGAAAGGUACAUGUUUUUAAAUUAUUAAAGAUUAUACAUCGUUAAGUAUCUGAUAUAUAUCAUUAAAAAGGAAUGUUUGUUUUUUUUUCUACGAGACUUUGUUUUAUUCCUCGGUGAAACUUUUGAUCCCUUUCGCAGAAUCGCGUAAAUAGGAAUUUUUAUUUCAUUCAAUGAAUUAAUGCAAAUUGUAUCUUAUUCAGGUCGUACACACCGAACACUUGAUACAAGAAAUAUAACUUGUGCGUUUUGGUCUUUUGUGCGCUUCAAACAUCUCUGUGAAAUUAAACUUGUACGUUUUCGUGAAUUCUCAGGAUAUCGAAUUAUCAACAGUUUUUUAAUUCUACUGUCGGACGAUUCACUUACGUUUAAUUGUUUAAUCCUGCAGAGCACCUAGUUAACCGAUGAUACGACAACUAGGAGAAAGCUGUAGAGGAAAGUAUCCAAAGAAGUUUUAUCAUGUGUUCCAAGAGGAAGGAGGCCAAUUGUUUUACACGACGCUUAAUAAUUUUAUACGAUGCCUAAUCGUGCAAUCCUACAUGGCUGAGGUUCAUUCAAUGAAUUAAGUAGUGACUACUCGAUGUAACUUUCAGGCGCUGGAAAGGUUGAGAACCACUCGUGCAAUUUUAUCCACCAAAAGAGAUACGAAAUGCGCCGCGCUAUCGUUCGCCUGACAAUUCCUUCGGAUUAUUACGAGCGAGAACAUUCGACUAGAACUCAAUUUAACCGACAUCGAAUUAAGCGAUAGAGUACGAGAGCGAGAGACGUGAGUGAUCCCUCGCCACGGGGCCCAAAAUACUCGCCGCGAGCGAUUGCGAACGACGGAACACGACGUUAGAAUGCGACGUAUUUACUAAACGCACAAGUAACUUUAGGUAGAGAUUAAUCUUGGUAUAAUCGUAUAAGCAGGCUCGAAUUCAUAUAGCUUAAUUCCGCAUCUAAAAUUUAAAUUCAAGUAGCUGUACCCGCGAUGUCGCGUGUUCGAGAAAAGAAAAAUCUGACAGGAAAGAAGCGCUCGUUGGCGAAACGAUCGAGGACUGACGUCGAUGCUUUCCGGAUCAUCGGAGAGACCGGGCACUUGCCACGUGUGUGUAUGCGUGUGUGUGUGUGUGUGUGUGUGCGCGCGCGCGAUACGUUAGAUAUGUAUGUGUAUGGACAAUCAGUAGAUUUAGUCACACCUGAGAAGCGUCUUGUUGAGACAUACGCUUCGUUGAGUUAGUUUUUUUUUACUUGAUUUUCGCUGUCAGAUUAUGUCCGUUAACGCCAUUCAGCUACGAUAGUCUGUUUUGUUGGCAAAUCGCUGGUGGUAUCGUCAACAUUUUCUUACUGGGUUCAGGACACGUAUAGCUUUCUUUCGAACGAUGUCGCCGCCGCCCUAUCUGCAGAGUAUCUAAUAAUCAUAUCACGUUUCGUAGACGAGUAGAGCGGGUUAAACUGAAGGGAAAAGUCCUCUACCGUUUUGCAGUUUUCGUAAUAAUUAGUGAGAUCAAUUACUAAGCGGAACUUUAUUGAAUAAGCUUUCCAUCGAGAUAUCGAAGUCGAUUUUGGAAUUUGUAGUCAAUUACGAGUAUAUUAUAUAAUUAUUUGUACUAUAAAAUUUGAUUAAUAGAGCGUACAACGCUGACUCGUAUUGAUUGUUGAUUUGUAUAACUACGGUUAUACAUUAACGAAUCGAACGACUUCUUUUGUAAGCGCAUGAGGUAUAAUUUUAAAGAAAGAGCGGAGUUCUGCAUUAAAAAGAGGAAGAAAGAAAAAAGAAAAGUCAAAUUAAUUUUCACAUGUUAUUAAUUCUAAUUAUUUAAUUUUUCAUCAUCUUUUGCGGAAAUCGCCAACUGGCACAGGACUUUCUUAUUCGGUUUAAUCCGCUCUAUCUACUUGCGAGCGGUGUUACACCUAUUAUCAGACAUUCUGUAUACACGAAGUUCGUCAACGACCAACUGCAUCGAUUUUCGUUGAGGGAAGAUUAGUAGACGUAAGAGCGCCGGAAACGAAUGUCAUUAAACAUUAGGAUAUCUUUCGCAUCAAAUAUACCUACUUGGAAACAAAAUGAUAUGUUAACAACAUUAGUCUAAUUGAAAGCCUUGUUAAUUUAAGAACAGUAUUGAUAAAACAAUUAACAUUUUAUUGAAAACAACAGCAUCAUUUGUUUCAUUAAUACUGUUAUCGAGUUAAGAGAUUGUUUUCAGUUAUACUGUUGCUAAUGCUGUUAACACAAUAUCCUUUUUUUUCUCGUGCAUUUACACCUCGUACAUCGUAAAAAUGCAUCUUGUAGUUUGUCUUGUAGUUUCAAGUAAAAAUGUGCAUCUUGUGGUUUCAAAACGGUCAAAUAUUCGACAAAUUUUGACUAUAUUUAUAAUAUACGAAGAAGAAAAAUCAAUAUCUUCGGAUCGCGAUAUAGAAAGCAAGAGAUAGAUGAAAUUAAUUUUUUACGGCUCUAUAGGUUGUAUACAUUUUGUCGAAGUAUACAACCUUGCAAAAAAAAUGUGCAUCUUGCAAAAAAGUGGGACAAAAUUUUAUAUACAAUAAGUACCUCUCGAGGACUGUCAUGAACGUAUGUAGAUUCAAAUAUUGCGAGAAACGCAGUUUUCCGAUUAUUUAUAAUGACAUUGUUUUUCAAGUCUGUGGUCACACGCGGGAAUUCUCGGGAAUCCCGAGUUCCUCGAAGUGCGUAGCGUGUGGGGAAAGAAAACCGACGUGUCGCAGUUGAGAGAGUGCGCGAGAAUAGAAUGGACAUGAACGUUCAUUCAAUUGUCAAAAGUAUCGUACGGGGUAGAACGGCGGCAAGUCGAGCGGUAUAUCCACAAUUAACGAACCAGUCAUUGCAUAAUUUUCCUCUUGCACUUUUAUUGACUGCAGCCCGAUAAAAACGCAUCGAUGACGUACCGCGUCAUCGACUCGCGUGCGUUGUACGACUAUUAAAAAUGCUAUUUAGGGAAUCAAAAAAUGUUUCGAGGAUAACUCGGCGUUAAAGGCGAGCAAAGUUGUAAGAGAAAGCUGUUUCACAACUUGAGGACUUUUCGACUCAGUUUUUAACAAGAAACAACGCUAUGUAAUUAGUGGGCGGUCUUUCAGAGUUAUCCUGUAUGUAUAAUAUAUUCCAUAAUCGUGCACGUACAAGGGGACCUUACCAAUUCGAAAAUUCGGAUUUCAAUUUUUUGGGUUUCCUUUCGAUUAGGUCCCCUUUAAUAUGUUGUCUGGUAGUCGCUCUUUUUGCGGUAAUUCGAAA
Messenger RNA from Vollenhovia emeryi, 7899 nucleotides. RefSeq lists its product as uncharacterized. Gene Ontology annotation, biological process: regulation of transcription by RNA polymerase II. NCBI's taxonomy places the organism in Eukaryota, Metazoa, Arthropoda, Insecta, Hymenoptera, Formicidae. Bases 545 to 4225 code for a protein of 1226 amino acids. The record is from RefSeq and is a predicted model, not a curated record. Gene Ontology annotation, molecular function: RNA polymerase II cis-regulatory region sequence-specific DNA binding; DNA-binding transcription factor activity, RNA polymerase II-specific. The transcript has 9 exons.